GUCAGAUCGCGUCUAGUUCUGCACGACCUAGCGUCGAUUGUUUCUAGAAAUUCGAUCGUGUCUUCUAAAGGUUUAUUGAAAAGUUCUUUCUGGCUGAUCGAUGAUGUUGUUGUUGACGGAGCAUGGCGCAGUGACAGUUUUGAGAUCGAUGAAGACAAGAUUGUUGAAAAAAGAAGCUCGGUUGGUCAGUAACAUUUGUCGAAGUGUCAUUCAAAAAGUGCGCAUAUCGAAUAGUACAACUACAUAGUUUUGUAGUUGCUGAGGCUGUUAGUGAACAGAACUGUAGUGCAAAGAAGCACAAAUCCUGCAAAUAUUACAUAUACG
Messenger RNA from Amoebophrya sp. A25, 324 nucleotides. Lineage: Eukaryota; Dinophyceae; Syndiniales; Amoebophryaceae. The record is from the annotation of a GenBank genome assembly.